Molecule: messenger RNA, 1072 nt
Organism: Lycium barbarum (goji berry)
Lineage: Eukaryota; Viridiplantae; Streptophyta; Magnoliopsida; Solanales; Solanaceae
Exons: 2
Coding region: 184-606 (140 amino acids)
Source: RefSeq, a predicted model, not a curated record
CCCCAAGGCACAUUUCAACCAAAUCCACCUUCACUUUCAAGCUGCUUUUGCUCUUAGACCACUACUAUUCCUAUAGUUAUUGCACUAUCUUUUUCUCUCCUCUAUUCUUUCUUGUGCAUUGGAUGUGGAGAGGAGUGAAUACUACUUCAUCAAGUUGUUACUGUUGUUGCUGUAGAACAAGUGAUGGAGAGUCCUCAAUAUUAUGCCCCACCCCAAAUGAUGGAAUCAUCAUCUCGGCCAUCUCUAGGAUUUCCUCUUGGAACUGCUCUUCUUUUGCUUGUCAUUUUCAGUUUGAGUGGUGUAUUUUCUUGCUGCUAUCACUGGGACAAAAUUCGUUCCAUACGUCGUCGAUCUUUGUCUGAUCUUGAAGCUGGUGAUGAUCCAGCAUCCUUGAAACCCAAGCACACUCACAUGAUUGAGAGGCAGAAUGAAAGCCAAAGCAUGCCAGCAGUGUUGAUGCCAGGUGACCAAGUUCCCAAAUUCAUAGCAAUGCCAUGUCCAUGUCAGCCUCCCCGACCGGAAAAGGUAGUUGUAGAGGAGCAGAAGCCGCCGCAACCACCGCCUCCUAAGCCAGUUCGUAUGAUAGUUGGAUUACCUUUGUAUUAGUAAAAAGGAACUACUACCCAUUUCAGACCUGGGUUUGGACAAUAGAGUUGUUCAGAUGGUAAACAUUCUCCACUUCUAAGGUGAAAGUUGUGGGUUCGAGUUACCACAAGAGCAUAAAGGGCUCCUGGGAAAAGGGUUAAAAAACAAAACUAGGCUCGUUGCUGUAUAUAUAUGUAGUCAGAAGCGGAUUCAGAAUUUAAAUUUUAUGGGUUCAAUAUUAAAAAUUUUAGCAUUGAAUUCAUUAUAUUUUUAAAGUUAGGAGUUCAUAUUUAUUAUUUUUUAUAAUUUUAAUAAUUUUUUAUAUAUAAAUUUAGAUUUCGCAUUAAAAAUUUGAGAUUAAUUGAACCCUGCCUUGUAGGCUAUAUACGCCUCCGUGUAGCUGAGUAUAUAUUUUUUAUUUUUAUGUCAAUCAUUCCCAAUCUUAUGUUUUGUACAUAUCAAUGAAAAUUUUCAGUUCCCUGGAUUG